AUGCAGAUGUGCAAAGUACUCAUGGAAAUCCUGUGGAAGAUGAUUAGCUAGAGAAGACAAUAUUUAAUAAAUAUGGCUGCGUCUCCUGCAUCCUUGAUGCUCUCUGCUUCUCCGACAAAUGGGGACACCCAUCCCCUCAAGAGUUCUCCUAGUCCUGGAGAAACCAGUCAGGUACCUUCAAAAGAAAAACAAUCUUUGGCCUUUUCUAUUGCAAAGAUUAUGGAACCGGGUCCCAAAGAAACCGCCUAAUGCAUCGGACAAAGGAAUUACACCAUUGUUGAACGUAAUGUUGGAGGACUUCAAUAAGAGAAUGUCCCUCAUAAAUCCUCUCAUGGUAAAUCCACUUCUUACGCUUCCGCCAGUGAGAGGAAGAGACGAUAUUGAUCAAAUAGGUAUGGGCUUAACUCCAGGCCAGCAAAGGUAUCCACCAGUUGAUGGUGUUUAUGAACUGGCUCUCAAGCGCCUUGUUGAAAACUCGGGAAUGCAGGACCUUAGGUGUCACAUUAACAACGGCUGUCCUUCUUCCCGUUUUUUACAUCAAAGGUCACAAAACCUACUUCGACAUUAUGGUUUUAUGUAUGCUUCUUUGCCACCUCAACAGCUGAUGCGAAAUAAUGGCGAAUUACUCUGGGAAGAUGCUUCUGCACCCGCUAAUUUGCAUCCUAUGGAUCCAUCAGCCAUUCAUAAAAUCAUCCGACCACAACCAGUUUUCGCUACUACACCAGGACCAGGAUCUAGGCAAGUUGAUGAUAUUGCUGACACAGAAACUCUCGCUCCUUCACAGAUUUUAAAUUCCUCCAACACUAGGUUUGUUGGAGACACAAAAGUCGCUUCUGAAUCUUCUGGAGACAGUACGAGUCCAGUCAGACAGAAGCGAAAUCAUAACAAGCAGAAAACAUUCACGUGUCCCGAAUGUGGGAAAGUUUUCAAUGCUCAUUACAAUUUAACUAGACACAUGCCUGUGCAUACUGGAGCACGACCCUUUGUAUGUAAAGUGUGCGGCAAAGGUUUUCGGCAAGCAAGUACAUUAUGCCGUCAUAAAAUUAUUCAUACCCAGGAGAAGCCUCAUAAAUGUCACACAUGUGGUAAAGCUUUUAACAGAAGUUCUACACUUAACACUCACAUACGCAUUCAUGCCGGUUAUAAACCUUGGGUCUGUGAAUAUUGUGGCAAAGGUUUUCAUCAAAAAGGCAACUACAAAAACCACAAGCUGACCCACAGCGGUGAAAAGGCUUAUAAGUGUACCGUGUGUAACAAAGCAUUUCAUCAAGUGUAUAAUUUAACAUUCCAUAUGCAUACGCAUAAUGAUAAAAAGCCUUACACAUGCAAAGUGUGUGGCAAGGGGUUUUGUAGAAAUUUUGAUCUCAAGAAGCAUAUGAGAAAAUUACAUGACAAUGCUCUUGCAUCUUCUAGUGUAGCUCAUUCUCACGAAAACAACGCAGGGUCUGCAGUUACAGUGAGUUUGAUUAAUCCAUUUUUUGUAUCCCCAAGUACGAGUGGAUAUAUAGAACCUCCAGCUAGAAUAAUUUUAUAAUUGUUCAUAGUAUAAUUAAUAUUAUGUAUAUGCUUUAUUUAAAAUAUUUUUCAUUUUGUAAUAUAAAUAUAUGUCUAUCUGUGAAGAGAUUUCAAACGACACAGUCAUGCAGAAAAUCCCUAACUUUAAGAAAUUAGAAUACUUUAGCAGGAAAAAAAUCCAAUAUGAAAUUACUUAAAAACUACUUAAUUACUAUUAAAAACUACGACAUUAAUUUUUGUUAAAAUAAGAUAUUGAAAUGAAUUUUUGGACUAUUUUUCAUUUAAUUUUCAAUUCAUGAAAUAAUAUUUUCAGCUAUCAUUUAACAUAUAAAGCAACAAAUACCCUUUAAUUAUAAUAUUUUUAAUUUAUUUUAUUGCUUUAAAAAUACUUAAAACCAAUUCUUCUAGUAACUUACCUUUAAGAGUCUUUUUCUUUUAAAUAAAAAAAUUGAUAUGCAGCGCUAAAAAUAAUUUUAAUAUUUCUUGAUUGAUGUAGCACUUCAUUUUCAAGCAAUUUCCAAAACUGAGAAGUAUUAGUAUUUAACCAUGUAUUGUGUUCUUCCGUUCAUCUCUCAAAAACUUAUUACUUAUCCAUUUUGAUAUAAUUCAAAUAAUAAUUAUAAGAUGAGUAAAGAAGUGGUCUCAAACUCAAAUUACAUGCGGGCUGCAAGCAGCUGGCGGGCCAGAUUGUUUUUUAAUAAAAUUUCAAACUAAAUUUCUAAUAACAAAUUAAAUUUUAAUGUAAUUUCAAAUUUCGUUUACGAAAUAUUUAUCAAAACAUAAUAAUAAUAACAGUAACACAAAGAGAAAAUUCAAAUUUAUUGCGCUUAUUUUCUUACUGUAACAAAUUUCUGUUAGGGCCAUUUCGUAAUUCAAAUGAAAUAAUAGCUAAAUAUUAAAUUUUUGGAUUAGCAUUUAUUUCAUGUAGUUCUAAUAUGUUGCUUUAACCACUAAAUAACUUACUGUUAACAUAAUCUUAAACUAAACAAAUUAAAAACUUGGCCAAAUUUUUUACAAAAAAUUUUCCGAGAACAAUAAAACCUGAGAAUAAACACCUACCUCUUUCUUUUAUGUAUUACAUUUUUUAUCAACACACACAGAAAAAAUACUUAAUACUGUGUGUGAACAAUUAUACAUUUGUCUAUUUUUUACCACAGCUCGAUACCUGAUGGCGUUUCGACUUUAGUAACAUUUGGAUCCUUAAAGGAAAAUUACAGGAAACUAACUACCUUCAUGACAGCUUGUACUAGAUGCUCUGGCAAGCGAGCCUUUUCGUUUCACUUGUUAAUUUUCAACUACCUAAUGACUAAUUCAUGGAAAGUAAAAGUACCAAUACCUUAGGGACAAAGAAACGGACCCCCAUAGUCACACGAUUUGGCAUUCAAGCAAACAAAGUCUGCAAUUUUUUCAGUUAAUUGGCAUCGUAAAUCUAUCCAUUCUAUUUCCAUUUCAUUACUAACGAUUGCGCAUAUAAACACAAUCCAUAUGUUCCUAAUGUUGUUUAUAUUUUAAAUUUUCAUUUCCUGAGAUCAAUGAUUAAUGUGAUUUUUUUUUCCUUAGCUUUUUUUUGCAGCGCUGUUAUAUAUGCGUUACAUACGACCUUUCGGAUGUGCGCCAGCGCUAGCUUCGAAUUCAGUCGGAAUGUCUGCUAUCUUGCAGUUGGAGUGUUGCAACUGCUGAAAUGUUUGCUAACUCUUUUUCAUUUACUUAAUAAAAACUGUAUUUUAAUUCACUACCUCAUGAAUUUAUGCUUUAUCGAAAUCUAUAAGCACUGUAUUAAAACAAAUAGAUGACUGAAAUGUAUUGUGGGCCACAUAAAAUUGCUUCAGUGGCCGCUUAUGGCUCGUAGGCCACUAGUUUGAGACCACUGGAUUAAAGCAUGCUAUUUAUUCAAUAUUAAAUUAAUAUCAAUUAAAAUAGUGUAUUUAAAUUUAAAGUUCAAACUAUUCAUUCAAAUGUAAGUAAAAUAUUCAGCGUUUUGUCUAUUUAUCAUACCGAAGGAAAUUAAUCAGAUUCCUUUUAUUUAAUGUUAUGAAUAUUCUUAUUAGGUAAAUUAAGUUAAAUUUGUAAUAUGCGGAUAAUUCAAUUUUUCAUAGAAGAUCUAAAAAUCAAAUUCUCAUAUGCUUAUUCUGCAUGAGUUUCAGAAUGCUGUAAUUUUGAAUAUUUCCGAAACGAUGUUGCUACUUUAGAAAUGACAAGAAUGGUUUAAAUAUGACAAUUAUUCUAUUAAAGCUAAGAUUUAAUUUAUAUCUUUCACAUAAAAAUUAACUUUAUUAUCGCGACUUUGUAAAAGAAGAAGGGCAGUUAGAUAUCUGAAAAAAUAUAAUCUAGAGGUAAGUAUAAGUAAACUAAGUAAAAGAUAGUACACUAAGAAAGAAAGAAAGGAUUACUAGUUGAACUUUUCUGACAACUACUAAAAAUAUUAACUGACAUAUAUGAUUUGCACUAUUUAAAAAUCUCACAAAAACAUCUCACCAGUAGUGCAUAUUUACUAUUAAUGUAAUGACAAAAUACGUGCUUCUUAUGACGCAACACAAUAAAUAAGCAAUAAUGGACUGUCCUUUGAAGUGAAGCAAAGAGAGUCAGUUUGUAAAUAUUAUAUACCCAGUGAAGCCUAUGUUAUAUGUAAAAAUAUAUAAAGAUUUCAUUAAAUGUA
This is a messenger RNA of Stegodyphus dumicola, 4171 nucleotides long. RefSeq lists its product as uncharacterized. Gene Ontology annotation, molecular function: RNA polymerase II transcription regulatory region sequence-specific DNA binding; DNA-binding transcription factor activity, RNA polymerase II-specific. Gene Ontology annotation, cellular component: nucleus. Lineage: Eukaryota; Metazoa; Arthropoda; Arachnida; Araneae; Eresidae. Gene Ontology annotation, biological process: regulation of transcription by RNA polymerase II; embryo development. The record is from RefSeq and is a predicted model, not a curated record.